Molecule: messenger RNA, 243 nt
Organism: Malassezia japonica
Lineage: Eukaryota; Fungi; Basidiomycota; Malasseziomycetes; Malasseziales; Malasseziaceae
Exons: 1
Coding region: 1-243 (80 amino acids)
Biological process (GO): attachment of spindle microtubules to kinetochore
Cellular component (GO): DASH complex
Molecular function (GO): microtubule plus-end binding
Source: RefSeq, a predicted model, not a curated record
AUGUCUCACGCGCCGGUCGGGGGCGCGGGCCUGACGACGGCCAAAGAGCGGCACUAUGCGUACCUUGCAUCGCGCAUGAGCGCCUUGUCAGCGACGCUGCAACAUACUCAGCACUACAUGACGAUCGCGAGCGAGCAGGCGGCGUACAUGAAGGACCUCGGCGUCGGGCAGGCGUCGCUCUUUAUGGCGGCCCUCGACCAGGUGGACCGCGAGAACGAAAAAGCCCAAAACAAGGAUGCGUAG